This is a messenger RNA of Paraglomus brasilianum, 1050 nucleotides long. NCBI's taxonomy places the organism in Eukaryota, Fungi, Glomeromycota, Glomeromycetes, Paraglomerales, Paraglomeraceae. The record is from the annotation of a GenBank genome assembly.
AUGGGUGAUUCAAGAGGUUCAAAUGAAGUUUAUUGCUUAUGGCAUAUUACUAUAUACAAUUGCCGUGACUCGGGAUAUUUCGUUGCCGUUUACUACGCAAACGCAGCUAUAUCCACUAUUGCUCUCAUUUUUGUCGGUAUAAUAGUCUAUAUGCGCGUAAGGGCACGUCAAAAGCUGGUGCUCUGGAAACAUGGUACAUUUGCACCUCUGGAAGGAUUUCUCCUAUUUGUAACAAUGUGUUUGACAGAUGUCUUUCCAACUAAUUGGAUUUUCAGAGAAUUAGUCUCCGACUUUCAAUGGAUGUUCGCGGUCAUUUGUAUAGUUACAUAUCUUGCUGGAAUUUUCCGCGCUAUUCCUCAAAUGGAAUUCUUCCAACCGUCUCAGGCACGAAUUACUAAUGUUUACGUCCCGACUCUGUCGGUAAUACGUGCUGGCUAUUGGCUGAUUAUCGUUUUCGCGAUAACUGUUCCCGAAACGUCUGCAACACUUGCUGGCUACUUCCGCAUGCAGAACAAUCAAUAUCUGACUGAUAUGUUCACUGCCGUCCGACUACUUUGCUAUACGGUUUCAAGUGUCUUGAUCUCGCUUGGAUUUAUAAUAUACGGGAGAAUGUUAGUACGUCUAACUAGUGCAAGCUUUAUGAUUGUACAAGGACGAGGUGCUGUUGAAGGAGACCGGACGUAUCCUACAGGAAUGUGGGAGCAGGAAUCAAGAAUGGCCCAUGACGUAAAUAGGUCGUUACCAGUAAUGAUUCAAUCAGAAAGAGAGCGAGAAGCUGAGAGGGCGCUUCGACAAAAAAAGUUUAAAUACGAUUUGAGAAGGAUGCGAACAUUCAACUACGCAGCUAUAUCAAUAUACGGAUUUUUCGGCGUUACGUCAUUUGCUCUAGCUUUCUGGUAUAAACUCAUAUUUGCAAACAUGUUACUCUCAAAGUUGCAGGCAUUUGCAGCAAAUAUUAGUGCUGCAUUGGCCGCGCUGACAGUUUUGUUUGCUAUCCUUCUCAGUGAAAUGGUGCGGUGCAGAGGUGUGACUGGUGGUACCCGGCAAUGA